Messenger RNA from Pseudoliparis swirei, 3086 nucleotides. Its product is annotated as G-protein coupled receptor 22-like. Gene Ontology annotation, molecular function: peptide binding; G protein-coupled receptor activity. Gene Ontology annotation, cellular component: membrane. Gene Ontology annotation, biological process: G protein-coupled receptor signaling pathway. The transcript has 2 exons. NCBI's taxonomy places the organism in Eukaryota, Metazoa, Chordata, Actinopteri, Perciformes, Liparidae. The coding region runs from base 714 to 2030 and encodes 438 amino acids. The record is from RefSeq and is a predicted model, not a curated record.
UUAGUGCUCCCAGGGGGAACAUGGGCCUGGAUGCUGCCCGGACAAACUAAAGUACACCGGGGGAAUCUACAUGGCCGACUGACCAACCCUGACUCUUGGAGGACAAGCUGAUGGAUGUAACCGUUUUUUUGUAUGUACAGAUCUGACUACUAUCUUCUCAUUGAAGACAAAAAGACAAGGCUUUGAAUCAUCGCACAAUGAGCAGUACAUUCCAGCCCUCUGCAGGGGAAAGAGUCUGUGUGUCUUUGUAUUUUUGUGGUUGGCUGUGUCUCUCCUGACUGGGAAUAUCAUAAGAUUAUAAACAGGAGGUGGCUCCGACAUCUUAUCCCUGUUCCACUCAUCCAUCACAGCUCCCACCAUCAGCAAAGCAAACGGACCAGAGAUCUGAGAAAAGGUCUGGAGAGGACAUUACCCAAUAUACUUUAAAGACCACUGGGUGCAGGUGGCUGAUCCCUGAGCUUUCUUAUCAUUUCGGUGAGGAAGAAAAGGCUGGCAGCUCAUAGAUAGCCUUUGGCGAGACGGACAGGUGUUUUUUUGGCUGUCAGCCUCUCUGGGAGGGACCGUCAGUGAAAGGAAAGGCCUCGCUGGGGGGCUCUGCUGGAGGGGAAACUCUUUUCCACGGGCUAUGUUUGGAUGUGAUGCUUGUCUCUGUGGAUGCAACAUGGCCUGAUUACACAGCCCUGGUAUUCAGAUAGUGCUGGUGGGAAGGGAUAAUGCAUAUCCUUCCCUGCCCUGAACAAGAAGCCACCAUGAGCAACGUCACGGUCACCGACAACACUGAGCCCAUCAGCCGCAACAUGAGUCCGGCAAGCCCUAGCCCGUAUCCCUAUCCUGUCAGUUUCCAGGUCUCCCUGACUUGCUUCCUAAUGCUGGAAAUCCUCCUGGGAAUGAGCUCCAACCUCACUGUGCUUGUCCUUUACUGUAUGAAGUCCAACCUCAUUAGCUCUGUCAGUAACAUCGUCACUAUGAACCUCCAUGUGUUGGAUGUGCUCAUUUGUGUGGGCUGCAUCCCCCUCACUAUUGUGGUGGUGUUGCUCUCCCUGGAGGGAGACACUGCACUCGUGUGCUGCUUCCAUGAAGCCUGCGUCUCCUUCGCUAGCGUCGCUACUGCCGCUAAUGUGCUUGCCAUCACCCUCGAUCGCUACGACAUCUCGGUCAAACCAGCCAACCGGGUGCUGACCAUGGGCCGUGCCCUGACCUUGCUGUCUGCCAUUUGGGUGCUAUCCUUUGUCAGUUUCCUGGUACCCUUUAUUGAGGUGGGCUUCUUUGCCCAGGGUCAUGCUGAUCUGAACCAGACAGUGGUGGAUAAUGUGGUCCACACGAACCAGUACUACACAGAACUUGGCCUCUAUUACCAUCUGCUUGCUCAGAUUCCUAUUUUCUUCUUCACUGCCAUUGUCAUGCUCAUCACCUACUCAAAGAUCCUGCAGGCACUCAACAUUCGCAUUGGCACGCGUUUCCACGCUUCACAGAAGAAGAAGGCUCGCAGGAAAAAAAGUCCAUCCGUGACAGCCAUGACAACACAGCACGAGGCCACAGAUGCAUCCCAGAGCAGUGGAAGCCGCAUGCCCACACUGGGAAUGCGUACCUCUGUCUCCGUCAUCAUCGCCUUGCGCAGGGCUGUUAAGCGCCACAGAGAAAGGCGAGAGCGCCAGAAGAGGGUGUUCAGGAUGUCCCUCCUGAUUGUGUCUACCUUCAUGCUGUGCUGGACGCCCAUCACAGUGCUCAACACAGUCAUCCUGAGUGUGGGCCCCAGUGACCUAAUGGUCAAGUUGAGACUGGGCUUCCUGGUCAUGGCUUAUGGGACCACUAUCUUUCACCCUCUGCUCUAUGCCUUCACGAGGCAGAAGUUCCAGAAAGUCUUAAAAAGCAAGAUGAAGAAGCGAGUGGUGUCAAUCAUCGAGGCAGAUCCUACCCCUAACAAUACCAUUAUCCACAACUCCUGGAUCGACCCAAAGAGGAACAAAAAGGUGACAUUUGAGGACAAAGACACCCGACAGAAAUGUCUGUCUUCUGAGGUCGUGGGGUGAAGGAACUCGUUGUCUUUACAGUAUACAGUCAAUAAAAGCAGCUAAAACUGACAUCAGGUCAUAAUGAAAAAGGGAAAAUGUUAAUCCAAAGCAGUAAUGUAAAUAAUAUGUGUAAUAGAAUGUACAAAAACAAGAGGUGGAUAAUUUAUUACUAUUUAUUGAGAACAAAUGUAGGUUUCAUAGAUAGACUAUAUACUGUACUGUAGAUAUUGCAUGGCUUUUUGUAAUGGUAGCAACAUACAGAGCAUUGUGUACAUACAUAAUACAUGUACAGCAUAGGGUAAAGAAGGUAUUUAAUUCGAGAGAAAGAGAGAGAGUGAGAGAGAGAAAAAGAGAGAGAGAGCAAGAGAGAGAGAGAGAUAGAGAGAAAUAGACCUAGGAAGUACUAUGUUUAUGUAUAUUUAUAAUAAAUUUCGUGUUCACUCACCUAACACAGCAAAACUCUUCCUAUUCUACCCUCCCCCAAGUUAAGUGUUUGUGAUUCCUGUAACAACUGUGAGAUAACGACCAUUCAUCACAAUGCCACUCCGAGACCAGACCUGCGAUCCCCAGUGACCGCAGACCUUAUGGCCUGGGAGCCCUCCGAGGGAAGGCAAACGGGUCAAACAUGGCAAGAGACAGGCAUGGAAAGAAAGGAACAAAAGUAACGUAUGUUCUGUUGCUAUAGACGGAAAGCUAUGGGGAACUGUUCAUAAUCACUGCUUUUAGAGUUAAAGAAGAACACUUGCAUUCCACAGACACAAUAGAAGAACAAGGCUCUCAUCACCUCUUUGACAAAAACCAGAUAUAAUCAAAGCAUAGUCUGUUUUACUUUAACAGUUGCGUCUUUGAGCCAAAUGGAAAUAUAUACAGUUGCCUUAUUUUGGUUUGAUGAAUUGAGCAUGACUUUACGGUGGGACCGGUAGAGCACAUACUGAACACAGUGAUCAAAAUAAUGACAAAUAUUGUUUUACACCUGAGUGAAUCCUCAGAGGUCAUGUUUCCAUAAAGAAGUGAUUGAAUCAAACUAAAUGAAAAUGUUGAAAAUUGUUGUAUUAUCAAAUUGUCUGUUUUUAA